UGAUCACAACUGAUUUUUUUUAUUGUGAAAAUACUGACAACUGAUUUUUUAUGUGAAGUUUUCCUUGAACUUUCCUUCUGGAGAAUGCCUUUUGAAAUAAUUUUCUGUGGCUGACUUUUUUCAACUGUGUAGUUAUCAAUGGAUAUUGAAGUAUUCAAAAUGUACAGAAAGUGGGCAGUGGUGAAUAUUUUCAUGGUGUCUUGUGUGCAGCUGGUGCAAGGCUUCAGUAAUCAACAUGAACCAGUGAAGCAAUCCUCUCUGUCAGUGUUAGAGCGGUCUGAGCAGCAGAUGAGAGCUGCUUCUAGUUUGGAAGAACUGCUUCAAAUCACCCACUCUGAGGACUGGAAGCUGUGGCGAUGCCGGCUGAAGCUGAAAAGUUUUAGUAAUAUGGACUCCCGCUCAGCAUCCCAUCGGUCCACCAGAUUUGCAGCAUCUUUCUAUGACAUUGAAACACUCAAAGUUAUAGAUGAAGAGUGGCAAAGAACCCAGUGCAGCCCUAGAGAGACAUGCGUGGAAGUUGCCAGCGAGCUGGGGAAGAGUACCAACACGUUCUUCAAGCCCCCAUGUGUCCUUGUGUUCCGGUGUGGUGGCUGCUGUAAUGAAGAGAGCGUCAUGUGUAUGAACACAAGCACUUCCUAUGUUUCCAAACAGCUCUUUGAGAUAUCAGUGCCUUUGACCUCAGUACCUGAGUUAGUGCCUGUGAAGGUUGCUAACCACACAGGUUGUAAGUGCUUGCCAACGGCCCCUCCCCAUCCAUACUCAAUUAUCAGAAGAUCCAUCCAGAUUCCAGAAGAAGAUCGAUGCCCCCAUUCCAAGAAACUCUGUCCUAUUGAUAUGCUAUGGGACAGUACCAACUGUAAAUGUGUUGCACAGGACGGGAAUCCACUUGCCGGAACAGAAGACUACACUCAUCCCCAAGAACCGGCUUUCUGUGGGCCACACAUGAAGUUGGACGAAGAUCGUUGCGAGUGUGUCUGUAAAACCCCGUGUCCCAGGGAUCUUAUUCAGCACCCAGAAAACUGCAGUUGCUUUGAAUGCAAAGAAAGUCUGGAGAGUUGUUGCCAGAAGCACAAGAUUUUCCACCCAGAGACCUGCAGCUGUGAGGGCCAAUGCCCUUUCCACGCUAGAACAUGUGCUAAUGGAAAACCAGCAUGUACAAAGCAUGGUCGCUUUCCAAAGGACAAAAGGGCUUCCCAGGGGCUCCACAGCCAAUGGAAUCUUUGAUUCACAUUUGUUUCAAAUUCCCUAUCCCUGUCAUUUAAAACAGCAGGUGGCUUUGCCAAGUUGUUAUCACUGUUUUUCCCCAUCAGGUGUUUGGAAAAAAAAUCCGUUUAAUAUUGUAUCACAGAGAAUCAAUCCAACCUUGAAUUCAAUGCCAGCUGAGUAUCCCCUGGUUCACUGACAGAUGACCUCUAGCUGAUGUCUUUGCAUACCGAGGAGUGGAGAGGAAGGGACCUGUGGAGCCUAUAGCUGUUGAUGAUGAGAAAGGUUUGCUUGUCAUUGAAUGGCAGGUGCCAUAAGUCUGAUUAUUCAGAGUGGACAGGGAAAAUGACAGAAUCUCCGAGUCCUCUGCUAAGUGCAACUCUUAUGAAUUAAUCUGAUUCUUGCUUAUGCAGACUCUCUUUGUAUGAUCAACACUGACUUCUAACCACUGUUGAGCUUGUAGCUUUUGAAUUUUAGUAAAAACUACUGUCUGAUGUGUUAUAUUUAAGUGUAUUUAAAGGAAAUAAACACCACUAUUCAAACUGUG
Dipodomys spectabilis (banner-tailed kangaroo rat) is the source of this 1750-nucleotide messenger RNA. It is a transcript of the gene Vegfd, whose product is annotated as vascular endothelial growth factor D. Gene Ontology annotation, cellular component: membrane. The coding region runs from base 139 to 1224 and encodes 361 amino acids. The record is from RefSeq and is a predicted model, not a curated record. Gene Ontology annotation, biological process: positive regulation of mast cell chemotaxis; induction of positive chemotaxis; vascular endothelial growth factor signaling pathway. Lineage: Eukaryota; Metazoa; Chordata; Mammalia; Rodentia; Heteromyidae. Gene Ontology annotation, molecular function: chemoattractant activity; growth factor activity; vascular endothelial growth factor receptor 3 binding. The transcript has 7 exons.